AUAAUUCUUGAAAUUUGAUCAAUUUAUCUAUUUUAAAAAAAAUGACUGAAGAAAUUGAAGAAAAUUUUGAAAUCGAUACAAAACGAAAUCGUUAUCCAUAUUGUAUUGUUUGGACACCCAUACCGAUUAUAACGUGGUUAUUACCAUGGAUUGGUCAUAUGGGUAUUGCCACAUCUCGUGGUAUAAUCCGUGAUUUUGCUGGUCCAUAUUUUGUUGCCGAAGAUAAUAUGGCAUUCGGUAAUCCAACAAAAUAUUGGCAAUUAGAUCCAAAUCUAGUCGAUGAUGGUAAAAAUGGCUGGGAUGAAGGAGUGGAAAAAUCGUCCAUUCUUUAUUGCAAACGAAUGCAUUAUCUUUGUUGGGACAAUUGUCAUUCACAUGUCGGGACAGCAUUGAAUUUUAUGCGUUACAAUGGUGAAUCAAAUCAUAAUAUGGUCAAAACAUUUUUUCAUUUUACAUUGAAUUGUAAAUAUAUUAGUUUUUGUGCAUUCCUCAAAACUUGGCUACCAUUCUGCAUAAUUAUCACCAUAAUCAUUUCAUUGGCAAUGUUUGCCAAUAUGGGACAUUGAUUAACCUGUUCAUCGGCCUUAUUCCGUUCUUAUUUAAUGUGAUGUCUUUUUUUUGUUGUGUUUAACCAAAUGAAUUUAUUAUCAUUCAUCCAUCCAGCAAUCCACCCAUUAAUUGAUUCGUGAAAAAAAAAUCUCCAUAACAAUAAUUGAAAAAUACAAUCUUUGAUCAAUAA
Messenger RNA from Dermatophagoides farinae (American house dust mite), 739 nucleotides. RefSeq names its product transmembrane protein 222. The record is from RefSeq and is a predicted model, not a curated record. Lineage: Eukaryota; Metazoa; Arthropoda; Arachnida; Sarcoptiformes; Pyroglyphidae.